Molecule: messenger RNA, 1062 nt
Organism: Plasmodium gaboni
Lineage: Eukaryota; Apicomplexa; Aconoidasida; Haemosporida; Plasmodiidae
Product: putative ubiE/COQ5 methyltransferase
Exons: 2
Coding region: 1-1062 (353 amino acids)
Biological process (GO): ubiquinone biosynthetic process
Molecular function (GO): methyltransferase activity
Source: RefSeq, a predicted model, not a curated record
AUGAACAUAAAAAAAAUAAUUAAUUAUAACAAUUUUAAGAGGACAAAUGUAUGGGGAAGCAUAAUAAGUAAGGGUUCGCAUUUUAGUACUCAGCAUGGACACUAUGAUAAGAAUGAAAGAAUUUGUAAUUUUGGAUUUGAAAAAGUAAGCGAAGAAAUAAAAUCUAGAUUAGUCCAUAACCUAUUCAGCAACGUAUGUAAUAAAUACGAUAUUAUGAAUGACAUGAUGAGUUUACUUUUACAUCGUAUAUGGAAAGAUCAAUUUGUAAAAGAAUUAGAUAUACUUUUAAAAUAUCAUAGUUAUAAAAUACAAGAUCAUGUAUAUCAACAUUAUAAAGAUUAUUCAUCAAAAAAUGAAAACAAAUCUGAUACGAAUAUGAAUAAUAAUAAUAAUAGUAAUAAUAAUACGUAUAAUAUAUUUUCAGAUAUACCAAAUUAUAAUAUACUCGACUUAGCAGGAGGGACAGGUGAUAUUGCUUUUCGUAUUCUAGAAAAAAGUAAAUUUUUUUUAAAAAAAAAUAAUCAAUCGAUUCCUUUUGAUAAUAUUUCUUAUCAACAAUAUCUUCCUAAUAUCAUCGUUUGUGAUGUUAACAAUGAUAUGUUAAAUGUUGGUAAAAAAAAAGCAACUACAUUAGGUUAUGAUAAAAAUUUGACUUGGAUAGUUCAAAAUGCAGAAAAUCUAGAAUCAAUAGAAUCCAAUUCUAUAGAUGUAAUUACUUUAUCUUUUGGUAUUAGAAAUUUUACUAAUAUUCCUCAAGCAUUAAAAGAAAUACAUCGUGUUUUAAAACCAGGAGGCAGAUUCUUAUGUUUAGAAUUUAGUAAGGUUCAAUGCCAUAUAUUUAAUAUCUUCUAUAAAUUCUAUCUCAAUAAUGUAAUACCUAUAAUUGGAAAAGUAGUAGCAAAUGAUAUGCAUGCAUAUAAAUAUCUAGCAGAAAGUAUUCAAACAUUUCUGACACCUCAUGAAUUAGCUCAAUUAUUUCAUCAAGCCAAUUUUAAAAAUAUAACUUACACCACCAUGACUAUGGGUAUCGUCGCCAUACAUUCAGCAUACAAGGUGCUAUAA